Molecule: messenger RNA, 1116 nt
Organism: Heterostelium album PN500
Lineage: Eukaryota; Evosea; Eumycetozoa; Acytosteliales; Acytosteliaceae
Gene: mybG
Product: myb domain-containing protein
Exons: 2
Coding region: 1-1116 (371 amino acids)
Molecular function (GO): DNA binding
Source: RefSeq, a predicted model, not a curated record
AUGUCAUUUAAUCAAAUGGUACCAAAUCAACCACUUAAUCCAACACAACUCUUACAACAGCAAGCAAUGAAUCCAAAGUCACGUAAACCAUAUACAAUUACCAAACAAAGAGAAAAUUGGACUGAAGAGGAACAUGCCAAAUUCCUAGAGGCACUCACAUUAUUCGGUAGAGAUUGGAAAAAGAUUGAAGGUUUCGUAGGAACCAAGACUGUAAUUCAAAUCCGUAGUCAUGCACAGAAAUAUUUCAUCAAAGUCACAAAGAAUAACACUGGUGAGAACAUUCCACCACCACGUCCAAAGAGAAAGUCCGUUCAACCAUAUCCACAGAAGGCCAGAAACGACCCAUCGCUGGGUAUGCUGACCGACUCACUCUCUAACAACCCAUUCUUGAAUUCAGCAUCGUUUGUCAAUUGGAUGAGCUACCGUGGAUUGAUGCCAUCGAUGGACAACUCCUCUGGUGGAGCCAUGCCAUUGAACAGUAUGGAUUCACACCGUCAACAACUCGAACAACUCAACCAAGCACAACAAUAUAUCCAAUCGGCCAUGUCUGCCGCGCAGAAUGCCAACCGCAACGCGGGUAGCACUGCCAACAGCAUGAGCAGUAGCAGCGGUAACAUCAACAUCACACCAAACUACCCAAAGAUAUACAACUUCCUCUCUGCAUUGUUUGACUCGAACAACUCUUCAUACACCGACACACUCAACGAGCUCUCACAGAUCGACCGUGAGACCAUGCAACUCUUGAUGCACAACCUCGCCAUCAACUUGGCCAACCAACAAUACCGUGACCAACAUCAAUCACUCUUGGAUCAAUGUCGUUCGAUGAAGCGUGAAGACGAAGAGGAAAUCAUCUCCUCACCGAUCAUCUCUCCACGCAAUCCAGGUUCCGCCUCGGAUUUCUGUGAUACACUCGACAGUCUUGGAUUCAACAUGCAAUCCGCCAACAACAUCUUCUCAUUGCAAUCAACACAACCAACCAACUUUAAUUUGAACCCAUUGUCACAUUCCACACCCAAUUUAAACAUGAACAGCCUAAUGUCACUGAACACCAACAACAAUCUUUUGCUGGGUCAACAAAACAAAUUCAUGAACACUGCACAACCAAGUUUUUCUUAA